Molecule: messenger RNA, 2815 nt
Organism: Oryctolagus cuniculus (rabbit)
Lineage: Eukaryota; Metazoa; Chordata; Mammalia; Lagomorpha; Leporidae
Gene: SPAAR
Product: small regulatory polypeptide of amino acid response
Source: RefSeq, a predicted model, not a curated record
CUGUGAGCUGGGGAGGAAAGCGGAGGGAGGUGAGCCCGGGGGGCCAGGCCAGGCGGUGGGGAGGGGUGGAGAACAGGGCCGGGUGACUCACGAGAACAGAAUGUCCUCUUUCCCUUUUAUUUCCCAGUGGGUUUUCUGUGAGGGCAGCGGAGGGAGGUGUUGGGGGGAGGGGAGGCAAAUUCACUGUGCAGGACAUGUUAGGUUUCUGUAGUGCGGCCGGCUCUCUCUCUGUAGUCCUUCGAGACCACCUCUCCUUCUCCAUCCCCCGCCCGCCCCCAUUCUGCCCUGGCCGGGGCCUCACUCUCCACCCUGGACUCCUGCCAGUCUGUCCACCUUCGGCUCUGCCCCUUCGGGAGCAUCUCCACUCGGACUUACAGACGGGCCGAGGAAGGGACCUCGGGAAAGGCCAGAGACAGCGGGGCUCGGCGUGGGCUGCACCCCCACACCUGCCGCAGGGAACCCACACAAACAACAGGCGCAUGAGAAGUCACAGAACCAACAAUCAAGCUUCAAGCAGGGUCCCCGCCCUGGCACCCCAUAUCAGCCGCAUCUGUUAGUUGGUGUUGGGAAUUCAGCUGGAGGCCACGGCGCUGCAGGUCGGCAGAGAACCUGGCUCCUUCCCGGGGCCGCAGUGCGCUCCCUGCCUGUGGAGGAGCCCAGUGCCCGGCCUGUCCAUUCAUCUCAGCAAAGGGAGAGAGAAUCUGCAGGCUAUGUGUGGCCUAAUAGUUCCCUCGGGCCUUGGGGCAAUUGCAAAGGGCCAGGCUGUGUGACCUUGGCCAGCCCUUUGCCCUCUCUGAUGAGUAAGCCUGCAGCCGAUUGCUCUGUGGUUGCGUGGUGCCUCCAAAGAGCACUGACCCAGGGGUGGCCGCAGGGAGGUCCCUCCUCGGCCCCCACUGACGAGUGGCGGGCUCUAAGCAGCCCGUCGGCAUCUGUGUCUCGCCACGCAGGGCUGCUGUGUUCCGCCCCUUUAGUUCCUGUUCCUCGUGGUUCCGUUUCUCAGAAGAGGGGCGCUACUGACUCUCCUCUGGGGGUGGGGUGGGGGGAGCAGUCUUCAGAGAUGCGGAGUGGGAGGGCUCUGAUCGGUGAGGGCCGGCAGGGAGACCUCUCUGCAGACUUGAUUCAGUGGCCUGAGCCUGGCUCAUUUCCCCGGACCUCCCCAGCAGGGGGCAGGGCAGGGGCAGCUUGGGGUGUGCAGAAGGGGCGGGGUGAGGCCUGUCCCCCAGGCAGCUGGGAGGCCCCGGCCCUCACUCACAAUUGGAGGAAGGCCUUCAGGAAGCGCUCGCAGCUGCUCGGACAUCUCAGAGCCAAGUCUCAGGCAGGACCACAGCGGCAGCACCCAGGGAGGAGCGGCAUGGCCCGGAGGCCGCAGCCCCAGGUGCAGCCACAGCUGGCCCUCGCGGAGCCCAGGGCACCACCGUUGGCCUUGGGCUGUCCAGGCUGUCCAGGCUCGCCCUGAGCAGCAUCUCCGGCCCUCCAUGUCCAGGGAGUCUCUGCUCGCAUCUUCCAGGACUGCGCUUCUAGAAGCUGCCGGUAGAACUGACCACAGCUCAUGCCAGCCUGGCCGAGGGUUAGAAGAGAGAAGAGAUGGACUGUGAUCCCAGCAGUAGGGCCAUGUGUGGGUGCCUGGCAGCCUAGGGCAGGCAGGGCCGGGGGCCUCCGCGCGGCUUCGCUGGGCCCAGGCUCCCCCACCCCCGCUUCGAUGGGGGGCUGAGGCUCCCACAUGCCCCAUGCUUGCUCAGUGGGUCGGUGGCCAUGGAAACGGCAGUGAUUGGGGUGGUGGCAGUGCUGCUCCUGGUCACUGUGGCCGUCACCUGCAUCCUGUGCUGCUUCAGCUGUGACUCGAGGAACCCGGAUCCUGAGGAGGGCCCUGGCCACAGCUUCACGGUGGCCACAUUUCGCCGGGAGGCGUCCCUCUUCACGGGGCCCAAUCGCCAAACCCAGCCAGGGCCGAGUGCUCGGGACUUCUGGUCCUUCAUGUGACAUCCUGCAGCCGCUCUGCUAGGGGGCUGCGCUCAGCCGCCCUGCUCGCAAGCCCACACCUCCGCGUCCUGCAGCCCCCGUGCGUCCCUCCUGUAUGCUGCCCAUCCCGCCUCUGCCCCUGCAGCCACAGGGAAGGCAGUGCUGGGACCUGAUGGAAGUCAGCUGCGACCCCGACAGCUCAGCGGGGCCUGCCUCCUGAAGGGGAGGAGGGGAACAGCCGUUGCGUGGGACCGUGUGGCAGGCCAGCUCUGUGGAGUACCGCGUGGAACUCUCACUGCCGGUGCGAGAAUUCUUAUUGCCCCAGCAGAUGCAGCGCCCCCAAGUGGACGCUUUUAGAAACCACUUCUUGCCGGCUCCCCUAAUUGAGUAUUUUCGCACAGAGCUUUCCCCAAAGGCCUGUCCUCUGCCAGUUGUCUGAAACAGCCCCAAAAUUUUGAAGCCGAAGAGCUGUUUUCUGCGCACAAGUGAUCUCUUCGACAAUGGAGAAAGUAUAACCUUUUAUGGGUCUUUCCAAAUCUCGUCUUGAAAACCACAAAAGGAAAAAGGAGACAGAAGAGGCACAGAAAGUACAAGAUGUUUUAUUAAGAGGAAGGCCAGAAAGCGGACUUUCAAAUGUAUUUCCCAACGAGGCUGUAUUGCUGUUUUCUAGUAGCUCACUUCUUUCCUUAGUGAAAGUGGAAUGUGAGUGAUUUUCAUCACUUAGGAAUGAUAGAAAAAUCACGGACAGAAAGAUAAUUCCAAAAAAAGCUGAAAUGCUAUGUUACACUCAAAGCAUGUAACACUGCUCUCGUCUUCAUCACAAAUAAAGGGAUAUUCGGGUCUUCUUCAUAGGAAA